Messenger RNA from Macroventuria anomochaeta, 1714 nucleotides. RefSeq lists its product as uncharacterized. Lineage: Eukaryota; Fungi; Ascomycota; Dothideomycetes; Pleosporales; Didymellaceae. The record is from RefSeq and is a predicted model, not a curated record. The transcript has 4 exons. Gene Ontology annotation, molecular function: protein binding. The coding region runs from base 1 to 1677 and encodes 558 amino acids.
AUGGUUUUAGCAGCAAGGGCAUCGGUGGGUCUGCAACAACAGAAUACAAUACUCGCACAUAUUGGAAAAAAAACCUUGGCCAUUAUAGAAAAACUAUCGCGGCACCACCGCCGGUACAGCGCAGUACUCUGGCUAGAUGGGCGCAGCGAGUACAGCCUGAAGCGGAGCAUCGCCAACUGCGCGGGCAGGAUCCCUCAAGGCCAGAUCCCUGGAGUGAGCAGAGCCUAUGCUACAGACAGCGGGGCGGACGUGGAUGCAGUGGUGAAAGAUGUGAUGGGCUGGCUUGCGCGGCCAGAUAGCAACUCCUGGCUGCUCAUCUUCGACAACGUUGACCGAGAGUACGGUGAGCGAGGCGGCGAUGCAGACGCAUACGACGUGAAGGACUACCUCUCAGGUGCCGACCAUGGCUCUGUGCUGAUCACAACGCGGCUAGCGAGGCUGGAGCAGUUGGGCAAGUCGCAGCAGCUGAGCAAGGUAGACGACGAGCAAGCGCAGGCAAUGCUGAAGACGUGGUACAAGAAGACGUACGACACAACCGAGGGCGACCACUUGCUGCAACUGCUUGAUGGCCUGCCUCUGGCGAUUGCCCAGGCAGGUGCCUAUCUGCAGGAGAGCGGGGUGGGACUUAAGACAUAUCUGCGCUUCUACGAGCAGCAGUGGAGCGAGCUGUUGAAGGUGGACGGUGUAAGAGAAGUGCCGCUGCAAGACUACCCAGACCGCAGCGUGUGGACGACGUGGGCGAUCUCGUACUAUGAAAUUCGCAACAAGCACGAGCAGCGAGCUCUCAAGAUCAAUCAAUCGUCUCAACACUUCUACAACUACUCGCUUGUCGAAGCGGUGGAAGAGACGGCAAGCUACACAACGCACCCCGUGGUGCAUCGGUGGGCAUACUACUACCAGGGCAAGCAGUCAGCGAGGGAGCUUGACCAAGUUGCAGUAGUUGCUGUUGGGCGGGCAGUACCAGAUCAUUCUGGUGUCGACUGGGCAGCUUUGCAACGCCGUCUUCUCCCUCAUGCCCAGGCGUGCUCUACAUACCAAGGCAAACUGACAGAGGCAGAGAAGAUGUACCAGCGGGCGCUGCAGGGGAAGGAGGAUGCACUCAGCCCCAAGCACACGUCCACGCUGAGGACAGUCAACAACCUGGGCAUCCUCUACAAGAACCAAGGCAAGCUGGCGGAGGCAGAGAAGAUGUGCCAGCGGGCGUUGGAAGGGAGAGAGGAUGCACGCGGCCCCAAGCACACGUCGACGCUGGACACAUUCAACAACCUAGGUAAUCUCUAUAGAACCCAAGGCAAGCUAGCAGAGGCAGAGAAGAUGUACCAGCGGGUGUUGGAAGGGAGAGAGGAUGCACUAGGAGACCCGCCCGUUCGACGGUACAUGCCUGCGCUUACCACACUACAAAACAUGGGCGACCUUUACGUCAAGCAAAAGAAGUAUGCCGAAGCACUAGAGGUGUAUUCAAGGGCGCUACCUAGGCUGCAGUGCGUCCUCGGCCAGUCAAGCGAAAGGUGUAGACAACUUGAAGCUAGGAUGCAGGUGUUGUCUAAUCUGCAAGCAAGCAAGGUGGAGUUUACUCAGCCGUCAGGCGUCAAAGAUGUUCCCAAGUCCCGGCCAGAGCAGGAGAAGAGGACAUGGAAACGUCAGUCCGGGCAAUAUGUCAAGAGGGUAUUUCAGUAGCAGUACUGCGUAACUGUUGGGGAUCGUGAGUGAUCAG